CUAUGCUUGCCAGACAGACUGGCAUCUAUCUCCACGUGUGUCCAGCUGGCCCCCUUCUGCCACAGAGACAGUGUGUAUAUAGAAGUGUAUGUUUCAGUUGGUCCAGGUCUUACUGUUUCAGAGUAUUUUUGUUUUAUUUUUUUAAUGAGAAAACAUAUCCCGCCUUUACCACUUCCUUACUCAGCCCCAUGCAGUUGCCAGAGAGCCCAGAUGCUACCAUCAGCUAGGAGGCCCUGGUCAGCUCUGAGCAUGGGAGCCAGGUGGGCCUUUGUAGGACCUUCCCCUUAGCCUUAGAACCACUGCACCACUUCAGAUCCAAAUGCAGGAGAGAGUGAGACAUUAUCUUUUUGGCGGGGGAUUCUGGUGACUCUGGAUGGGGCAGGGGUAGGUGGGCAGGUACCCUGCAGGACAGAUGGAACUUUGUUCCCAUGUAAUGCAGUGUCACUGUCAUUAAAGAAGUUGUGGAUUCAUGCAUGGCAGGGCUGGCUGGCAUCUGUGGGUCCUGUCUGGGUGGAGACCGCAUAGUCCUGCCCUGGAGCCCUCCCCUGGCCUCUGAGUGGCCCUUCUGGAGUAUAGCCCAUGCCUAGCUUUUAUGGUGGGGAAUGUGGCCCCUGCAGGCACAAUCCCUAAAUUCACUGCACACUGGGGAGAGGAGGUGUCCCCUGGAUAUAUUGUCACUGGAGGUUGGGGCUGUUCCUGGUCUGAGCUUGUCGCCUGAGAACUGGUCAUGCUGGGAACCUGGGGACACAGCAAGUGAGGGGAAAGUUGUUGGUGGGAAGACAGGGUGGGGGCAGGCUGAGCUCAUGUGAAAGUAUAUAUUCCUGAUUCCCAUGUGGCCCAAAUGGCUCUGGCCAUGGGAGGGAUGGCCGUUAGGGACAUAAGGGUCCCAGGGGAAGGACGUCGGGCCUGGGAGGUGGCACUGCUGACACCUCCCCCUGACAGAUGGGCUGGAGACCAGCAGAGCAGCCCCAAGGCUUGAGAAGUCCAGAUGGAGGCAGAGGCUGCCUGAGACCCCCAGGGGUCAUAGUGUGUGGAGUUUUCCUGGGUCUCCAGUGGAGCCUGUGAGAUGAAGGUAGAGAGGGCUGGAAAGACGGUGGUGUGCGGUGGGUGUAGGUUCUGAGAGAACAGCAGAGGCCCAGGAUGCAGGUGCAUCAGCCCAGUGGGCCUUGCAGGAGUUUGGCUGGCCUGGAAGGACAGAGGGAUGGUUUGGAAGUGGCUGGGAGGGCAAGGAAGCCCUGGAGGUGGAGGAGCAGGGGCAGCUGGAGCCACCAAACAGUUUUCAGGCUCAGUUUUGACCAUAUUGGAGGAGAGAGGUGAAGGGAGGCUGCAUCCUGAGCCCUUCCCUCCAGGUGAGGCUAUUUUGAGCACCUGGCCUCUGGGAGCUUGUUUGGUGGGGCCAGUCCUGGGGCAGACGGUCAUAAGGAAUGGGCCUUUGACCGAGACCUGAGGAUGUGGGUGCACCUGAGUGAGUGGCAGCCCUGGCAGUAUGCCUGGGCCAGAAUGGCAGGGUCUGCUGUGGGGCGACCUACAUGGGUCAGGAGGUGACCCAGGGUGAGGACCAGGCAGAGGUGGUGUUGGUUUUUGUCUUGUUUACAUUGCUUUUUAUUGUGGUAAGACAGUAACAUAUACUACACCAUCUUAAAGGGAACAAUUUGAUGGCAUUUAGUACCUUCACAAUGUUGGACAGUCACCAUUAAUUGCAGAAUAUUCUCAUUAUCCCAAAAGGAAACCUUGUCCCCAUGAACAGUCACUUCCCAUCCCUUCUGCAUCUCCUAGUGAUCAUGAAUCCAUAUCCCUUCUCUGUGGAUCUGCCUGUUUUGGACAUUUCAUAUAAAUGGAGUCUCACACUGUGUGCCCUUCUGCGUCUGGCCUCUCACUAAGCACGAUGUCAAGAUCCAUCUAUGGUGUAGCAUGUGUCAAAGCCUCCUUCCUUGUCAUGGCUGAGUGAUACUCUAGUGUGGGGAUGGAACACGUUGUGUUUAUCUGCUCAUCUAUCUUUUGGAUGGACACAUUUAUAUUUAUACUGUUGUGUGCCGUGCUGCUCUGUGUGUUUACAGAUACACUCCUGUCCUGGGUUUGUUUUGAACAGAGAUAAAGGACUGGUGGGUGUGAAGUGAGGAGGGAAAUCAGACGUUGGAGAGAUUCAGAGCCCCCUCAUGGGGAUGUGGAGAGGCAGCUGGGGGUGCCAAGCCCCCAGGUGAAGGGUGCAAAGAACGAGGGACUCAUGACGACAAUCCUCACCCAGCUAUGUCAUGCUCAUGCUUUCCCUGAAGGUCUGCCCACAGCUUAGGAAGAGGGAGGAGGGAGUGGUCAGGUGGUUGUGAGUGGUCAAGUGGUUGCCAGGGUACUCUGGGUGGCCUUUGUCUCUGUCAACAAUGGCCCCAGAGGCCUUCUUGGCCUGAGCCUGCAGGGACACAGAGGCAGACAUGCAGACCCAGAGGCGGGAGGCCACCCGGCCCUACAUCCCCUCAGGGACCUACGUCCCCUCUGGGACCCUGGAAGUGGACUUCCCAGCAUCUCUGUACAGUGAUGACUACCUGUCCCUGGAGGGACCCCGCUGGGCACCUGCCAUCAAGCAGGCAACGCGAUGGAAGUAUACACCCAUGGGACAAGACGCAGCUGCCCAGCUGUGGUACACAGGCCUGACCAACUCAGACCCCCAGGAAGCCUGGUACAACAUGCCCCGGGCCCUGGACAGCCCAUACCGCGAGGCCUAUGCCUACUGGCACAGGUGCCACCAACACCGGGAGCACAGCCUGCCCUCAGCCUACACACAGCACCUGCGGGAGACGGCCUGGUAUGACCCCAUUCUCCCUGCCCAGUACGAGACACCAGACACGCGGUGGGGGAGCGCACUGUGGAAGGACAGGCCCAUCCGUGGGAAGGAGUUCGUGCUCAACAGGAACCAGUACCAGGAGAAGCCACUCUGGCGGGUGUCCGACUACGUUCCUCACCUGUCAGCACCCCAGCGCCCUUGCUACACAGCCCAGAACUACCGCCAGUGGGACCUGGAACCCUACUGUCCCUCCACCCACGAGCAGCCCCCAUCUGUCUAUAUGCCCACCCUCUGAUA
Nycticebus coucang (slow loris) is the source of this 3073-nucleotide messenger RNA. RefSeq names its product tektin bundle interacting protein 1 (gene TEKTIP1). Lineage: Eukaryota; Metazoa; Chordata; Mammalia; Primates; Lorisidae. The coding region runs from base 2427 to 3071 and encodes 214 amino acids. The transcript is spliced from 4 exons. The record is from RefSeq and is a predicted model, not a curated record.